AACAUCUUUGUACAAUCGUCACGUACCUAUAAAGUACAAAUUGUGAAUAGUCAAUUUCUUUUCGAGAAAUAAAUCAAAUGCUACGAUAUCGAACAACGGAACUAAUUCAGAGGGAAAAGAAGAGUGACUUUUUUUUUCUCUUCGUAAUUCGAUAACACGUUUCAUUCAGCUUUCACACAGAGAAAUUUUCAAAGUUUUUUGUAAAAUUUUUAACUCCGGUAAUUAUUGUUAAGACAACAACUACCGUGUAUAAGUGAUGGCGAUGAAAAAUAAUAUUUAAAAAUCUUCUAACGAACUAAAUUUUCGGUUUUUUCCAUCAAGCGUAAUCGAAAUUUGCAUUGUUUACUGAACUGCGAAUACCAAAAAUUUCUAUAAAACGAGGAAAACAAAUAAAAUAAAAAAGGGAAAAUUAAUGUUUUCAAGUUUAGGGCAUAAAAAAAGAAAGAAAAAGGUGCAACAACAAUUUGUCUCUUAUCACUGUAAAAUUACAAAAGAAUUUCUACCGCCUGACUCGCAACGUUGAGAGAAAAGUAGCGAAAAAAUAUCAGUCGCGCAACAAGGAUACUUAAAAUUAAAUUCCAAAUGGACGACGUCGCUUGUUGAAAAAUUUCACUUGCCAAACGACAACGUCGACGAUGCGUAAAGAAAUUUGAAACGAAAAUGGGUAUAAUUUUAUUUUUGCGAUUAUGAGCCGAUUUCGAGGGAUGCGAAAGGGUGAAAAGUUGGAAAAUGUAAAAAUUUGACCGAAGCAAAGAAGCGAAAUAAGUAAAUUAAGAAAAAAGGACUGCAACGACGACGUUGACGGGUGGGAGAGAGUAUAUAGAGAGGUGAUUGGAGUCGGCUUACUGUCAGUGAGUUUAGUGAGAGUGCCGUGUUAUUCGUCAGAAGUUUACCUCCAACCGUCCUGGACACAAGAAAACGCAAGUUAAUCGGACAAAAAUGCAGCUCGUCGCAUUCAUCUUGCUGGGAUGCUGCGUGGUCGCCCACUCAGUUCCGCUCUCCGACUCUUUGGCGGUGGAAAAAGUGCCGGAUUCCGAGGCGAAGAGAAGUUUCACCGAAUCUGAGGGCGCGCAAUUGUCCGAAAGUAGGAACACGAGGACGAAAAGAUCCGGGGGUGGAUCGGGGGGAUUUUUGGCGGGAAUCGGUAGCGCGAUUCUCGGCAAGGUUGCCGAGGCUUCGAGCGGCGCCAGCACCGGAAGUAGCGACGGAAGCGGAAAAUCGCAUCAGUACGAAUCCGUCGAAUAUGGACCGCCGGUGCACGACUACGACGAGAAGAACUUCGACGUAUGGUCGUUCAAGAAGGCUAUACUGAACACGCUCUUCCAAGCACUGAAGGCGAUCGGCGGGGGUGUGAUUGCCCUAAAGGGAAAGCUGAUCAAGGGGGGCGGAAUAGUAGUAUCGGCAAAGGGUAACAUAAUCAGCGCGAAAGGCGAGGCGAUAACGUCCCUCGGUCGUCACAUAGCCGCAAGUGCAGUUUUGACGCCGCCGAAACCUGUGCAGCAUUACCACUACGAACCGCCGGCCCACGUUCCAGUUUCAGGCCAUGAUUCCUACGCUGGUCCACCGCCCAGCGCGUAUGGUCACCAUGGAGGAUACGCGGCUCACGCAUCACCGGACAGCAGCUACGGUCACACGGCGUACGCAUCGCCGUCGGACGACGCAGAUAAUCCGGGACUGGUGAUAGUAAAACCUGCCGAAGACCCAGGAGUACUGCCGGCUAGCGAUCAGGACGAGGAAAGUUCACCGUAUCCGGUCUACAAACCGGAAUCCGAGCACCAUCAUCAUCAUCACGAAGUCGAGAUAAUCACCCCGAGACAUCCGCCGCUUUCGGCACUGUCGGAGAGCUUCGGGGGCAACCAAAAGGACUCUGGAUCAGGAAGCGGGGUCGGUAACCUGAUCAGCCAGAUAUCCUCCGCCUCGAGCUCGAGCUCGAGCUCGCAAUCGAAUAAGCAUCGCGAGGAACACCGUGAGGAACACCAUGAGGAGGAGUCUGACCACCACCACCAUCGCCACAACCAAGAAGAUGAACACGCCGAUCCACCGAAGCUGGACUUCUCGUCCUUGGCACUGCCGGCUCAGUUCGGUCGUCCACACUUUGGGAUAAGUCCUCUUGACUUUGGGAUGGCGCCAUUUGGGGCGGGUCACCAGGGUCUGGAUGACGGCUUCGUGAUGAUGAUGUUCCCGAAGCCGGUGGUCGAGGUUCCCGUCCUCCACUCGCAGGGUCCCAGGAGUUAUUUACCACCAUCGAAGAACUACAUUCAUGAGGAAUUCGGGAGCCUUCGUGGCGGUCCGCUUAAUUACGGACCCCUGACGAAGAGAUCCGGGGUCGGAAUGGCGUCGAAAAUUGGGGAGAUAAGAAUCGUUCCGUCGAUCGGUUACAUGUUGAAAGGCUCACGGGCUUUUAGGGGGUAGAGAAAUUCGGGGUUGCCAGAAAAGAUGACGGUUCCUGUAGGUCAUGUUUUCACCAUGGGAUGAAUGAGAAAGACGAGAUUGCGAAUAAUUUUCGCAUAUCGUUCGUUUGGUUUGUCAAGUCUGUGGCUUGAUAAGCGUCGUGUCUGCAUGGUCGAAUGGAUCGAACGUGAAAUACAGAUACGUACAGUGGACAAAAAAAAAAAAAAAAAAAACGCGACGGACUUGAAACGUGAAUAAAAUCCGAACGCGUCGACCGAUUUCUGAAAACUUUAUUUUACUU
Neodiprion virginianus is the source of this 2692-nucleotide messenger RNA. RefSeq lists its product as uncharacterized. The transcript has 5 exons. The record is from RefSeq and is a predicted model, not a curated record. Bases 940 to 2412 code for a protein of 490 amino acids. Lineage: Eukaryota; Metazoa; Arthropoda; Insecta; Hymenoptera; Diprionidae.